GUAGUGGUGGGCGGCUUUCCCAAUUUCUCAAUCAGUUAAAAUUAGAUAAAACUUACUCGGUUUUUGACAUUGUCAUUUUCAACAUAUUCUCUAAAAGUGAGGAGAUUUUAUUUGCUGGUAGCCUUAGUUCUACAAUUACGUCCCCCCUGUCAAUGUCAUUCAAGUGCCAAUUAGAUCCUUGUCUUUCUAUUCUCUUUGGUCAAAUAAAAUUAAACCAAAACAAAAACCAAACGCAAGUUGCAAAAUAAAACAAAAUCGAAUUGCAAUUUAUUUGUUACAUAUUCAUCAAAUCAUUUAAUAUUCGGCGUCAGGGAAAAGAAAAUCUUAUGAUUUGGGUGUAAAGAUUUAUUCGGAUGAAGUUUUUGUGAUACUACAAAAAUGGCCGAUGAUAUUGUAUUUGAUUUGUUACAUUCUGAAAUUAUUAAUUACGCUCUAGAACAAACAAAAACAACAAACGACAGUAAGGAGGUGGACCUGUCUGUCGUCGAAUACAUUGGUUUUGCAGCUGGCUACAAAAUUAUGGAAAGACUAACCAGAGAAUGGCCCAGAUUCAAAGAUGAACUGGACACUAUGAAGUUUAUAUGCACGGAUUUCUGGACAUGUAUUUAUAAGAAACAAAUUGAUAACCUAAGGACUAAUCAUCAAGGUGUUUAUGUGCUGCAAGACAAUGCAUUCAGAUUCUUGACAAACUUUUCUAAUGGACAUCAAUAUUUGGAAUAUGCACCAAGGUAUGUGGCCUACACAUGCGGGUUGAUCAGAGGUGGCCUGGCAAAUCUAUGCAUCAAUAGUAUUGUGACAGCCGAAGUUCAGUCAAUGCCUUCCUGUAAAUUCCAUAUACAUGUCCAAAGAUCGUAAAUAAAAAAAUUGUAUUAAACUUGGAAGUUAAUUUAUUUAAUUAACUGAAAUAUUGUAUUGAAUAAUCAUAAAUAAUAUAUU
Maniola jurtina (meadow brown) is the source of this 936-nucleotide messenger RNA. RefSeq names its product trafficking protein particle complex subunit 6b (gene Trs33). The record is from RefSeq and is a predicted model, not a curated record. Gene Ontology annotation, biological process: regulation of GTPase activity; endoplasmic reticulum to Golgi vesicle-mediated transport. The transcript has 3 exons. Gene Ontology annotation, cellular component: TRAPP complex; cis-Golgi network; trans-Golgi network. Lineage: Eukaryota; Metazoa; Arthropoda; Insecta; Lepidoptera; Nymphalidae. Bases 379 to 855 code for a protein of 158 amino acids.